This is a messenger RNA of Neodiprion virginianus, 6185 nucleotides long. Its product is annotated as ELAV-like protein 2. The record is from RefSeq and is a predicted model, not a curated record. The transcript has 8 exons. The coding region runs from base 1844 to 2944 and encodes 366 amino acids. Gene Ontology annotation, cellular component: ribonucleoprotein complex. Lineage: Eukaryota; Metazoa; Arthropoda; Insecta; Hymenoptera; Diprionidae. Gene Ontology annotation, molecular function: RNA binding.
GGCUCCCGUUUGCAAUCUCUACUGCAGUGCAGGCGCAGAGACCAUCUUCUGCAACGAUUCGAAAAUCCGUAGACGAGGUGUGAAUCCACAAUCGGCCACCACCUCUGCUAUUUGAUACCAACAAUGGAUGUAAUUAUGAGGCACAAAGUCAUAACGAGCGCCAUAUUAAAAACGAAUUACGCCGCGGGGUUGAAAAAGUCUCGGUUUGCAUGUCUGGGCAAUAUAUAUUUAUUUCCAACUUUCGCGUGAUUCGAUCGAUACAAUCACUGAAUAAAAAUUCAUCAUUCCUCGAACCCUUGGGCCUUCCAGUUGAGCCUCUGUCCAUUCAGGUGGCCAGCAAUUCUCUGAAAGUGGCUAAGCGACCUUGAGGAGAAUUUCUUGGCUCAGGGAAUCCCCGCGACAAUUCAAUAAUAUUCGUUUCCUGGAGGGGCGUCCGCGCUCACCUCACCUCGCCCAUACGGUUCCUCCAGAAUCCCGGGAAAGUUCAGGAAGUAGAAAACGCCCUCCAGCCAUCGCCGGCAGCUCUACCCCUACCUCCACCAUGCUCAACGCCAAGCCGUCCGGUCUUCGAGAGCGCCGAGAGCCUUGCCGUUUCACGGACUUCCUCCCUCGGGGACUCCAGGCGAUGGCCAUGCGUCGGCGGUCUGGCGAUGAACUGCAAGGCUCGCUUCGUCCGUCCGCCGCUAAGAGCGCGGCUGAGGCGAUUCUUGGCCAAUCGGAGCGGGAGUUCGUACAGAGUGGGAGCUCGAACCCAGCCAACUCGUCAGUUUAGUUACCGCACCACAAGGCAUUGCGUUGUAGACACAGUUACCCGCAAUAUUAUUAUCUUACUUAUCUUAAUUCAUUAAAUAUUCGUUCUUAUAAUUAUACAUUUUGUAUAUAAAAUAUUUAUUCCAAUUGUCGCUAAUUCAGUUACAUCAUCAUUACAAUUAUAAUUACUGUGUGUAGACAUAUUUUCAUUACAUACAUUGGUUCAAAAAAAAAAAAAAUUCUCUCUCUUUUUCGAUUUUCUUUUCAAAUCUGUAAUAUCUUUUUCGCGAACAAUUGCCCGAAGAAGUUUAAAAAAAUUACACCACAGAAUUUGAAUCGCGGAUAUUUUUCACUCCGUUCAUAUUCCGCGUCGAAUUAAUUUUAUCUAUCUUUCAUUGCCAUUUCCUUUAGAUAAGAAAUAAUAUAUAUCCAUACAAUACACCGGGCUUUUAGCAAAUAUACGCACGAUAGUGCCGCAAUAAUACACGCACGUGUUAACGCGUGAAUUGCCGGCUGCACGCGUUGAGAAAUAUUUUCAACCGUAAUAAGAUUUUAUCCUGGCUUUUAGAUACCAUCAGUUAUUUGAUAUUAGAAUAGUUUGGAUAGCUGAGAAUUAGAAUAUCGGCGGGAAAUAUUUUGAAAAAUCAAAGUGGGUUACUUUGAUCCUUGUUCGAAGCCGGGAUCCGGGCAAAUCGUAGCAAAACUGUUUAAUUGAUUAAACCUUUACUCGCGGGUAACAUUAUACAAUUUACAAACCUUGUUCGUGUUAUUCAAAUUACGCGCCAAUUUAGAUAAAUUGUUAACUUUUUGUUAAUACUAUCAAAUUAAAUACGACCAGUCAUUUUAUCGCCGUAACAAACCACUGUAACACGAUUUACUACCUACUCUGUUACAACUAUUAAAAAAAAAGCAAUUAAACCUACGUUCUGUUCUACUACGCUAAACAUCAUUCUUCAACCACUGAUUUUCAACUUUAACUACUGAUUUGCGCUACCUAGAUAGCAAGCAGCUGAAACAAACUUUGAAAACAAGAGGGAAAAAAAAAAACAGAACGAAGAAGUAAAAGCAAAAAACAAAAAAGCAACGGAUUGCAAUGAUGGCGAACGGAAUGGAUACAGUGGUGCAACAGAAUGGCAAUUCGGCGCUGGGUCAGACGUCGCAGGAGGAAUCGAAGACGAACUUGAUCGUCAAUUACCUGCCACAGACGAUGACGCAGGAGGAAAUUCGCUCCUUGUUCUCGAGCAUCGGUGAAGUCGAGAGCUGCAAGCUCAUCAGAGAUAAACUUACCGAUGUUUGUAUGGUUGCAGGCCAGAGUUUGGGCUAUGGCUUUGUAAACUAUCAUCGGCCCGAGGAUGCGGAGAAAGCCAUCAAUACCCUCAACGGUCUCCGUUUGCAGAACAAAACUAUCAAGGUUUCGUACGCGCGGCCGAGUAGCGAGGCGAUCAAAGGUGCGAAUCUGUACGUAAGCGGAUUGCCAAAAAAUAUGGCUCAGCAGGAUCUCGAGAAUCUCUUCAGUCCUUACGGUCGGAUUAUAACCUCGCGUAUACUAUGCGACAACAUGAGCGGCCUGUCAAAAGGUGUCGGGUUCAUCCGUUUCGAUCAACGGGUUGAGGCUGAGCGGGCGAUCCAAGAAUUAAAUGGAACUAUUCCGAAAGGCUCGACCGAACCUAUCACCGUGAAGUUUGCCAACAACCCGAGCAACAACAACAAGGCAAUACCGCCCCUAGCCGCCUAUUUGACACCCCAGGCAACCCGUCGUUUUGGUGGCCCGAUUCACCAUCCAACUGGCCGCUUCAGGUACAUUCCACUGUCGCCACUAUCCAGCACUGGCAAGACCAUGCUUGCCAUUAACAAAGGCUUACAGAGUAGGUACAGCCCGCUGGCGGGUGACCUUUUGGCGAACUCGAUGCUGCCCGGAAACGCGAUGAACGGUUCGGGGUGGUGCAUUUUCGUCUACAACCUGGCACCGGAGACGGAAGAGAACGUCUUGUGGCAGCUAUUCGGUCCAUUCGGUGCCGUCCAAUCAGUAAAGGUCAUAAGGGACCUGCAAACAAAUAAAUGCAAGGGUUUCGGAUUCGUAACGAUGACAAAUUACGAGGAGGCAGUAGUUGCUAUUCAAAGUCUGAACGGAUAUACGCUUGGCAAUCGUGUUCUUCAAGUCAGUUUUAAAACGAACAAGAGCAAAGCUGCGUAGGAUGAAGGAAGCGAGCUUGCCUAUCGUCAUAUCGUAUUGCCGCUAAAACGGCGACCACAGCCCCACCACCACCACCACCACCACCACCACCACCAACGCUACAAAAUUAAUAAUAAUAACAACAAUAACAAUAACAAAAAUAACAAUAAAUACACGAAUGAUUUGGGCAGCUGUAUUAACAUCGUUAGGAACAAAAACGACAAAAAGAACAAGAAAAAGCACAAUAACGGUCACGAUUACCGGUAUAAAAAUAUUUAUACAAUAAAUGAAGGCUUACCUGUUGCACCUCUACGUCGUUACCCUCCUGCGGAUUUAAACGUCGCAAAUUUCGUCGACGUUGUCGAGUCCGGCGUUGAAAUUUUUACGGAAAUGGAAUUAUUAGCUAUAUAAACUUUACUAUAUACACGAUAAAAAUCCUACUCUCUGUAUAUCGUUAACCCCCCCCCCCCCCCCCCACUUUCGCAAAAUUGCCGUAUUGACAUGUUAUAAAUAUGUGUGGUUCGUUGUAUUUAAUUUUCUACACCACGUUUUGUUUCGUUUCUCUUUAAUUUUCUUGCUGAUUUUUUUUUUUUUUUUUUUUUUUCCAUUCUUGUUAUUCUUCCAUCACGCUUUCCUUAAAUUAGACUCGGUUUUUUUUUUUUCACCGGAUUUCUUUACACAUCAACGAACGACAAACGAUCACGGUUGUGUUGUGAUGAUUGAUUAUUAUUACCAUUGUCAUUACCGAUACUGUCGUUGUUAUUCUUCUUGUCGUUGACAUUACGUUUGACAGUGUUUCUUCUAGUCUCUUUUGCAAAAAGAGACGAAAUGAAAAUCGAAAAAAAAAAAAAAAAAAACAAACGUAAUACAUGACAAACAAAUCGAGCCUAGCUGUGGAAUAUUCAUUUUCCAUAUACCUACCACGUAUUUUAACGAAAAAUAUUAUAAGGAUGAAUGACAAUGAGAAAAAAAAAAACAAAAAAAAAACAAAACAAAACAAAUAAAAAAUUUGAAAAAAUUUUUUAAAUCGGUGCUGCAGUCGUUCUUCGUUUACGAAGGAGCGAUGCUUAAGAGAGAAAAAAAAACGCAUACAAAAAUUGUAAAAAAAAAAAAAAAAAAAAAAAGAAAUCAAGAAAAAAAAAGACAAACGAACAAACGGGAUGGUUGAAAAAUUAUUAAAUAAGAAACCUGAUUGUUGGCAAGGUAGAUACUUAACUACGAAAGGAGUAUAUAUAUAUAUAUAUAUAUAUAUAUAUAUACAUAUAUAUAUAUACAUAUAGCCAGGAAGUAAAUUAUUCUUAUUAUUAUUAUUAUUACGAUGUAACGGAUGAAAUACGCUUUUCCCUCCCCCUCGAAACAAAAAGCAGAAUCUUGCAUUUUUCUUCCCUUUUUCUUUUCGCAUCUGCAAUCGAUAUUGAAAAACGGUGAAAUUUGUUACAAUCUUUUCGUCGCCGAUUGUCGAAUGUUUAAUAUUUAUGAGACGACGCAUCGAAUGCAUUAAAAAAAGAAAAAAAAGAAAGAAAAAAAAAGAAUUGCAGGUAAAUGAGAAAUGUAUACACGUGACGGAGAGUCGAUGGCAGUUUCACGAAUUUCGCCAUGGCGGAAAGUUACCGUGGAUUUUUUUUUUAUUUUUUUUUUUUUUUUUGUGUUACAACGACUGGCAAAGGGAAAAUAAUGAGAGAAAUAAAGGCAGACUAACAUGCUGUUAAAAUUGAACGAAAGUGUAGGAGAAAAAAGUAUCCUAUUUCCAUUACAUCCGUAUGUCUUUGGCUGUGUUGGUUUGGAUAUGUGAUUUUUUUUUUUUUUUUUUUUUCUUCAACGUUUUUCUCACAACGUUUCCUCCCCCCCCCUAUCCCUCUCUUAUUUGUAGCACACUCAAGAAACUGUGAUAACUUUCGACGAUAUAGCGAAUCGGUGAUUUUGAAAAUGUCCGCAGGGAUGUGAAAAAAGAGUCGCGAAACGGAAGAUCAAAAAAAAAAAAAAAAAAGAAAAAGAAAGAAGGAAAAAGGGAAGAAAAAUACUUGACUGGGAAUCGACAAUAGGAUGAAAAGGAACGAAAAAAAAAAAACAGAGAGACACGAUGGACCGUGAGCGGGGUAACGGGUGCCAGGUUUUUUUUUUUGGUUUGUUUGUUUUUCACAACUAAAAGCCAUUUUACAGCAUGUUGUUAUUAUUGUUGUCAUUACAAUGACAGACCGAUAUUACCCGAAAUAACGAUAAAACGUACGAUAUGAUAAUAUUUAAUAAUAAUAAUGAAAGAAGAAAUAGAUAACAUUGUGUAUAACAAGUAUAUUAUACGUAUGUAAAAAAUGAAAUUACGGUGGGGCAGGGCUCGCACGGAAGUUUUCUUUUUUUCUUUUUUUCCUUUUUUUUUCUUUUUCUUUUACCCCCGUAUUCUUCUCCCGUCGUAACAACGACGAGAAGAAGAAGAAGAGGAGGAAGAAAAAGGAAAAAAAAAAAAAAAUAGAAAAAGAAAAGAAAAACAAAGCGGAAAUACCGAGCAGAGAAAAUAAAAGAAAUAUAAGUUGAAAAGAAAAAAAAAACGAAAAGAUGAAAUGACGAAUUAUCUACCGACCGACCUUAUACGCGGCGUUUUUGUAGAUGCAAAGAAUGACGAGUGAGAUAUAUAUUUAUAUAAUAUAAUGAUAAAUAAAAUUACGAUAUAAUAGUUUAAUUCAAAUAUUAUUAUAAUGAAUAUGUGAGUGUAGGUUUGUUUGUCGUCGAUGCGCGGUGACGGGCAAAGAUGGAGAAAAACAAAAACAAAAAAAAAAAAAACAAACAAAACAAACAAAACAAACAAACAAACAAAAAAGAACAAAACCGUGGAAAGAAAUUUGUAAAACUCAAUUUAAAGAAUUUUCUCGUGUAAUAACCGAUUGAUAAUAAGUAUUAUUAUCAAUUAUCAUUAGUUGUCAUUAUUAUUAUUAUUAUUAUUAUUAGUUUAACUAUUAUUAUUGUAAUUAUCGUAAUGUAGCGGGCACACGUACUGUAAUUAGACGCUGAUCAGUUUAAAUAAUACGACUGUAACGAAAGAGGGAGAUAAAGAGAGAGAGAGAGAGAGAGAGAGGGAGAUGGAAAAAGAAAAAUGAAUGGAUAAUUUUGAAAAGAAAAAAAAACAAAGAAAGAAAGAAAAGAAUCGGUACAGGGAAGGGGAUUGGAAAAAAAUUGACGGAUGAGAAUUGCGAAUAAUGGGUUGAGCGAACGAAAAAUUUAGAUUUAGAAAAAAAAAAAAAAGAAAAGAAAGAAAAAAAACUAGUCAAAA